Aspergillus candidus is the source of this 525-nucleotide messenger RNA. RefSeq lists its product as uncharacterized. Lineage: Eukaryota; Fungi; Ascomycota; Eurotiomycetes; Eurotiales; Aspergillaceae. The record is from RefSeq and is a predicted model, not a curated record. The transcript is spliced from 2 exons. Bases 35 to 307 code for a protein of 90 amino acids.
CGACUCUUCUUCCCCCUCCCGAACCCUCCUUCGCAUGACCCUGCGUUCCUCUAAUGGUAAUCAUGAUGAUGAUGAUAGCAAUGAUGAUGCUCUCUUCUGCCUAUCAUAUGGUUGUCGCACCCGGGUUCUCCGGAUAUCCCCCUUAAUAGCAAGCUUAAUCCCGGACUCUAUUUCCCACCUAUUUGCUGAUAUUACUUCCGCGGACUUCCUGAGCUCUCGCUCUUUUUUCCUUUUGGUCGGUCUUGAUCUUUUGUCUCCUUUUUUCUUCGGUCUGGAGAGUUCUUUCAAAGGAAGCAAAAAAGAUUAAACAAAAGCCAAGGAUUGAAUAGUCGCAUAUUCAAGAGCCUCACUGACAUACCAGCCCUUCAAUCAAGUGAAGUAAAGGGCAAUUCAGCGUAAUCAUGCCUCUGAGCAGAGUGGCCAUGGGCCUGUUGGGCCUGUUCUUCACGGCCUCCGCCCUACUAUUGAUGUUCCUCACCUUCCUUGGAGGCGCCAGGAACUCGAACCCGCUGAACCAGAUCUACU